Messenger RNA from Rubroshorea leprosula, 2220 nucleotides. NCBI's taxonomy places the organism in Eukaryota, Viridiplantae, Streptophyta, Magnoliopsida, Malvales, Dipterocarpaceae. The record is from the annotation of a GenBank genome assembly.
CUCCAUAAUUUCGUCGCUAAGAAACUUGAAUUACUCCAAAUGACUGUAGUCCUUUCUCUGCUUUUCUUUUCUAUAUAGUGUUACUGUGCACGCACUAUUGGCACAUGUUCCAUCUCUGUCGCCAUAAAGCUCGCUGCCCACCAUCCCUUUCUGUUUUCAAUUAUCACUCCUUUACUUCUUGGUUCGGGAAGAGAGAAAAACAAAACCAAGUUGAAUUCUUUUUGUUGAGAACUGAAAAGGGUAUUUCAUUCUUUCUCUUUCAUCGGGGUUCAGAGAGAUAGUGGGCGUGAGUUUGUUGUUCCCCACAUCAAGGGUGCGGGAAGAAAUUUUGUCAGAUAUACAAAAAGGAUGGAAGGAGAGGAAGUAAGUCUGAGUGAAAUCACAGGCCCAUUUCGUCAGGUUCUUCUCAUCUCUGCUGGCGCUAGCCACUCUGUUGCCCUUCUUUCUGGAAAUGUUGUUUGCUCUUGGGGACGGGGAGAGGAUGGGCAAUUAGGCCAUGGUGAUGCUGAGGAUCGACUUUCUCCAACACAAUUGAGUGCCUUAGAUGGCCUUGAAAUUGUAUCUGUUACUUGUGGAGCUGAUCAUACAACUGCAUAUUCUUUAUCACAUGCAGAAGUUUAUAGUUGGGGAUGGGGUGACUUUGGGAGAUUAGGACAUGGCAAUUCUAGUGAUGUUUUCACUCCACAGCCAGUAAAAGCAUUACAUGGUUUGAGGAUAAAGCAAAUUGCCUGUGGAGAUAGCCAUUGUUUAGCUGUGACAAUGGAGGGUGGGGUGCAGAGCUGGGGACGGAAUCAAAAUGGUCAACUUGGUCUUGGCACCACUGAAGAUUCUCUUGUGCCUCAAAAGAUUCAAGCUUUUCAGGGUAUCGCUAUUAAAAUGGUUGCUGCUGGAGCUGAACACAGUGCUGCUGUUGCUGAAGAUGGAACACUUUACGGAUGGGGUUGGGGACAAUAUGGAAACUUGGGCUUGGGUGACAGAAAUGACCGUUUAGUUCCUGAGGAAGUUUCAUCUCUUGAUGGGGAGAAGAUGGUAAUGGUUGCCUGUGGAUGGAGGCAUACCAUAUCUGUCUCUGUUAAUGGUCAAUUGUACACUUAUGGAUGGAGCAAAUAUGGUCAACUAGGACAUGGGGAUUUUGAGGAUCAUCUUGCUCCUCAUAAGCUGGAAGCUUUAAGUGACAGUUUUAUUUCUCAGAUAUCUGGUGGAUGGAGACACACAAUGGCUCUCACAUGUGAUGGAAAACUUUAUGGUUGGGGAUGGAACAAGUUUGGACAGGUUGGAGUUGCUGAUAACGUUGAUCAUUGUUCUCCCAUGCAAGUUAAAUUUCCUCUUGAGCAGAAAGUAGUUCAGGUCUCAUGUGGAUGGAGGCACUCUCUUGCUAUUACUGAAAGACAAAAUGUAUUUUCCUGGGGCAGAGGUACAAAUGGACAACUUGGGCACGGUGAACUGAUGGAUUGGAAUAUUCCAAAGAUUAUUGAGUCAUUGAGUAUGGAUGGGUCCAGUGGGCAACAGAUAGAACCUUCAAAAGUCAAUCCAUCAUCAGGGAAAUCCUAUGUCUCCCCAACAGAGAGAUACGCUGUAGUUCCUGAUGAAACUAGACAAACAGCCAAUUCAGUCGGAGGAAAUGGUGGCGAUGUGAGUGUUCCCGAGAAUGAUGUCAAACGGAUGCGGAUAUGACAUCCUAAACUGGAAUAAUCAGUCACUUUGGACUGAACUUGCAGCUCCAACCUAGGUUAAGAAAAGACAAUUUCUGGCAUCAGUAUAUGGGAAGUAAUGAUGGUCUAUCCUAAGUGGUAAAGUUAUGUCACUUCUUGCAGAACAGUGAAUUUAUUUUACUCUAAAUUGAACUAAAGUGGGAAUGUAGUGGAACUCUUUUAAAUAUUGUCUUCCGUUGCUAAUGUAUCAAAUAUUUUAUUGUUGACUGCUUGUCUUGAACUCUGUCAUAGAGUGGUGACUGCAUGUGGUAUUUAGACCUAGAAGCAAUUUUAUGAAUAUACCAUUCGGAUUUGCAGUACUGAAGCUUGAGGCAUGGUUAUGGGGUGAUGCGGAACAAGAACCUACGGAAGAAUCGUCGACGUUAGGGUUAUUAUUUGCUUUUGUUUUGUUUUUUCUUUUGUUCUUUUUUGGUUUUGGUUUUUAGGCCACCAUAUACUUUUUUUUUUUUUCUUUCCACCAUAUGCUUUUGAUUAUUUAGGUGUUACUUUAAGCUAAUAUUAGUUUUCC